CGCCGCAGGCCCCGCUCUCUUUGGGCGCGCUCGGGCCGGAUUGGCCCUGAGCAGCCCGGGGCCGCCGGGCUGGCUCCCGCCUGGGCGCCCCUCAGCCCAGCCUGUGGGCCGCGGCCUUGCCCACCCGCUCCCGGGCGCCUGUCCCUGCCCACGCUGCCGGCGGCGCUGCCCCCGCGGGCCCGUUCGGGACGGGCUGUAGCUCGGCCUGUAGCGCUCGGCCGUGGCUGUGGGCGCCUCUCGGCCCGCGGGCCUCCCGGGGACGGCGCCGGCCGUCGGGCUGCGGGCUCGGUGCUUGCCCUGCUCCGUAGCCCCACCAUCGCUUGGGCGCUGGGGCUGAGGCCGACGCCGCCCCGCGCGUCUCCCACUGCUCCUUCCUCGCGUGUGAAGGCGCAGGCAGCUCUCCCAUCCGCUUCUCCGUCGCCUGUGCCAGGACGUUGUCAGCGAGGCGCUCGGGAGGCCGCCUGGGCUGCUUGUGCCUACCUGUUGCCCCUCCAGCAAAUAUCGAGGUUGCUUCUGGCUGCCUGGAGCAGGCCUCGUCCUGAUGACCUCCUGUAGAAUCGUGUGUUAAGCCUACGAGUCCUUUUAUUUAUCCCGAGGAGAACAGAAGCUUUCUAUUAGUUUGGUUUAUUGUCACUAUGUAUGAAGGUGACCCAUGCAUCAGAAACUACUUUGCAGUGUAGAUUUCUGUGCUGUCCCAAGGGAAGUGUUAGUAGUAUAUGUCCGUGUGACUAAUGCUCCUCCUGACUUGACAGAUAUUCAGAUCACUAUGGCAGCCACAAGAAGUGUGAUGAGAGCUGUCAGAGUUUUUGAAUUUGGAGGCCCUGAGGUGCUUAAACUCCAGUCAGACGUCUUAGUUCCUGCGCCAAAAGAAAAUCAGGUGUUAAUUAAGGUCCAUGCCUGUGGGGUAAAUCCUGUUGAGACAUAUAUUCGCUCUGGAACAUAUGCCAGGAAACCAGCUUUGCCCUAUACUCCCGGCUCAGACGUGGCAGGUGUCAUAGAAGGUGUUGGGGAACACGUGACUGCAUUUAAGAAAGGUGACAGGGUUUUCACCACUGGCACAAUCUCUGGAGGAUAUGCAGAUUAUGCAGUUGCUGCAGCCAAUCGUGUCUUCCCCUUGUCGGAGAAGUUGAACUUCAAGGAAGGAGCAGCGAUUGGGAUUCCCUACUUCACUGCUUAUCGUGCUCUUGUCCAAAAAGGGCAUGCCAAAGCAGGUGAAAGCGUGCUAGUGCAUGGUGCCAGCGGGGGAGUUGGAAUAGCAGCGUGUCAGAUUGCCAGAGCUUGUGGUUUAAAGGUUUUGGGCACAGCAGGAACUGAGGAAGGCAUGAGCAGAGUCCUGAGAAAUGGCGCCCACCAAGUCUUUAAUCACAGAGAAGCUAAUUACAUUGACAAAAUUAAGGAAUACACAGGGAUGAAAGGAGUUGAUAUAAUAAUAGAAAUGCUCUCGAACGUCAACCUUGCUACUGACUUGCAGCUGUUGGCCUAUGCGGGCAGGGUGAUGGUUGUGGGCUGUAGAGGUCCCAUUGAGAUAAAUCCAAGAGACACCAUGAGUAAAGAAUCCAGCAUCAUUGGAGUUAGCCUGUUUCUUGCCACAGAGGAGGAACACCGUGAGUGUGCCACAACUGUCCUCGAUGGCGUUGAAGCUGGCUGGCUGAAACCAGCUGUGGGUUCUGAGUAUCCGCUGGAGAAAGUGGCAAAGGCUCACGAAGACAUCAUUCAUUGCAGUGGUGCUCAGGGAAAGAUGGUGCUCCUCCUAUAAAGGCUUUUUGCAUCUAUUUUGUAGCUGUUCCAACUGCACCUUUGCUUACGUGAUUCGUUACGUGUAUGUUACAAGAAAGGAACAGCAGAUGCUAACUCAGAUUAAUUAAUGACAUUAAUUAACAGUCUAUUUUUGUAAUACACAGAGUGGAAUAUGCUUCCAAGUGAUUUUUGUAGUCUUUUUGGAUGCUGUGGAAAUGAUAAAUCCUCUCUGCUGCUGUGGCCUGGGUGCAGGAGAAGCUUGUGCCGAAGGUGGAGAGGGAUAUCGCGCCCUGUGUGGGGUUAUGGUGAGGCCCCUGCAGGCAGUGCAGAAGGAAGCCUGCUUUUUCAGCAGGUGCACAAAUGUCCUGACUAGAUGCAUAUCACUGGGGCUCUGUAAAUUCUUUAGCCGCAAAAUUUGUCUUACUUAUCUUUUGUCACAUGAUUUAAUUGAAAUAAAAGCUUUUACUGCCAAA
Molecule: messenger RNA, 2210 nt
Organism: Colius striatus (speckled mousebird)
Lineage: Eukaryota; Metazoa; Chordata; Aves; Coliiformes; Coliidae
Gene: CRYZ
Product: crystallin zeta
Exons: 9
Coding region: 653-1756 (367 amino acids)
Cellular component (GO): cytosol
Molecular function (GO): zinc ion binding; quinone reductase (NADPH) activity; NADPH binding
Source: RefSeq, a predicted model, not a curated record